AUGGCUCCAGGUACAGCCCAACAGUCGCAACAGCGGCAGUUUGUGCAUCCAACCGCCAGUCAUGCCAAGAAAAAAGCUCCAAGCGCAUAUUCUAUGCAACCGAUUUCCGCCUUCUACUGGUUCCUCGGUGCCGCUCUCGUAUCCGCCUGGUUCGCCCCGAUUCAAGAUUGCGAUGAGACGUUCAAUUACUGGGAGCCGACUCACUACUUGUCCCAUGGCUAUGGUCUUCAGACGUGGGAAUAUUCUCCAGACUAUGCUAUACGCAGCUGGCUCUACGUCGCCUUUCACGCCAUUGUCGGCAAUGUGCGUCGAAUAUUUCCUCACUCGAACAAGGUCGCCGAAUUCUACUUUGUGCGGUUUGGGCUAGCAUUCGUGUGCGCCAUCACUCAGACGAUCCUUUUCAUGGUCACCAGCACCACGCUCAAUAGCCGAAUUGGCCUCUUCUUCCUCAUCGCAACUAUUGCAAGCCCUGGGAACUUCCAUGCAAGCACUGCUUACCUUCCAUCGAGCUUUGCGAUGUACCUGGUCACUGUUGGAGCUGCAGCUUUUAUGAACUGGCGAGGUGGUCUCAAGACUUCUCAGGGCAUGUUUUGGUUUGCUGCUGCUGGAAUUCUGGGAUGGCCUUUUGCUGCUGCGCUUUGUGCGCCCUUUAUGCUCGAAGAGCUCAUCCUGCUUUUAUUUGGUGACAAGACAGCGUUGUGGGAAGCAUUUGUUCGCAUUGGUCGUGGUGUAGUUUCUGCAAUCUUGCUUCUUGCCGGUGACUACUUUGUCAACCUCUUCUUCUAUAAGAAGGCGGUUUCUGUGACAUGGAACAUUGUCAAGUAUAACAUCUUCUCGUCAAACCAUGGCCCAGAGCUAUAUGGAACAGAGCCUUGGACAUUCUACUUCAAGAAUCUGGCUCUGAACUUCAACCUAUGGUUUGUUCUGGCUCUUGCUGCUCUGCCUCUCUUCAUACUCCAGAAGAUCAUUUCACCAUCCGGCCAAGGGUUCCAGACCGGGUUAAGAACCGUUGUGUUUCUCUCUCCCUUCUACAUGUGGCUGGCUAUCUUCAGCGCACAGCCUCACAAGGAGGAAAGGUUCAUGUAUCCGGCCUAUCCUUUCCUAGCGCUCAACGCAGCCAUUUCUCUUCAUAUGAUUUUGACUGCUUUGGGCAACUCUGAUCCUAAGUCCCUUGUUGGAAAGAUUCCUGCCAAGCUAAAGCUCCUGGUUGUUACUCUCACCAUGAUUCUGUCUAUCGAUGUCGCUCUUUUCCGUGUCUACGGUAUCUGGUCCGCUUACUCUGGACCUAUGAAGAUUUACUCUCCCCUGUGGGAGGGGACAGAUGGCAAAGAGCCCAUCGGCCGUGAGGAGGAUACCGUCUGCUUCGGAAAAGAGUGGUAUCGUUUCCCUUCAUCUUACUUUCUGCCCAGGGAUAUGCAUGCCAGAUUUGUCCGCUCCGAGUUCAGAGGUCUUCUGCCUGGUGAGUUCGCCGAAGCCGAGACUGGCUUCGGCUUUUGGAGCGGCACUUGGCUUCCAACAGCGGGUAUGAAUGAUCACAACGAGGAGGAUUUGGGCAAAUACACGGAGCUCCCUGCGUGCGCAUUCUUGGUCGACACUCAAUACCCAGAGAGACAUGACCCUCUGCCGCCAAAUGAACCCGACUACAUUGCAGACGAGAAGAACUGGGAAAUUGUCAAGUGCGAGCCUUUCCUUGACGCUGCCAAGACACACAUGCUCGCAAGGACUCUUUGGGUUCCGGAUGCGUCAUUCAUCCCGGACAAGUUCAAGAGAAAAUGGGGUAGGCACUGUCUGUUGCAGCGAAAGAAGGCUGCUGAGCCUGCUGCUGCCAACUAG
Fusarium subglutinans is the source of this 1833-nucleotide messenger RNA. RefSeq names its product alpha-1 2-mannosyltransferase. Gene Ontology annotation, cellular component: endoplasmic reticulum membrane. Gene Ontology annotation, biological process: protein N-linked glycosylation. The transcript is spliced from 4 exons. The record is from RefSeq and is a predicted model, not a curated record. Lineage: Eukaryota; Fungi; Ascomycota; Sordariomycetes; Hypocreales; Nectriaceae. The coding region runs from base 1 to 1833 and encodes 610 amino acids. Gene Ontology annotation, molecular function: alpha-1,2-mannosyltransferase activity.